UUAGUGAGUUGUGGUGCGUAAAGGGGAGCGGAUCAAAGUCAGGGCGCUGAGCGGGAUCUGGGGGCCAGGAAGAGACCCGGCCCCAAAGAAACAGAAACAGAAGAAGAAGAGAGGGAGGAGGAGGAGGCGAUGGCCGACUGAGACCUUUUCCUCGGGGAUCAGGUGGCUCCGGACUCUUGUUCAUCCCGAAAGAGGAGGAAAGAGCCGCCUAUGCGGAAGGAAAGCGGAGGCAGCACCUGAAAGAGUCCCAAUCCCCGUUCAGCCAUGAGGCAGAGCCUUCCCGGGCCAGGUCUCCUCCUGGGGCUGCUUUCUCUCGCGGGGUUCCUGCUGCCCGCCGCCUCUCAAGCAGUCUGCGCAGGCACCCUAAAUGGAUUCAGUGUGACCGGGGAUGCCCACCAACGGUACCAGACACUACACAAAAUGUAUAACAACUGUGAGAUCGUCAUGGGCAACCUCGAGAUUGUGCUCAUUGAACAAAACCACGACCUCUCCUUCUUGCAGACUAUCCGAGAAGUUACCGGCUAUGUUUUGAUUGUCAUGAAUGUCUUCACAUAUUUGCCACUUCAGAAUUUGCGCAUGAUACGAGGGACGCAAUACUAUGAAGACAAGUAUGCGCUCUACAUCGUCCUCAACUAUGAAAAGAACGUCACUCAUGCCCUCCACCAAGUGGGCUUCAACCAACUCACAGAAAUCCUCUCUGGGAAUGUCUACAUUAGGAAGAACAAGCAGUUGUGUCAUGUGGACACUAUUGACUGGAAGGACAUUAUCCGAGAUCCAAAUUCCCAGGCAGUGGUCCAAGACAAUGGGGAGAAGUGUUUGCCAUGUCAUGAGAACUGCAAUGGCCAUUGCUGGGGUCCUGGUCCGGAGGAUUGUCAAAAAUUGACCAAGACCAUCUGUGCUCCCCAGUGCAAUGGACGCUGUUUUGGUCCCAACCCCAAUGAAUGCUGUCAUGAUGAGUGUGCAGUAGGAUGCACGGGCCCACUCAAGACGGAGUGUUAUGCCUGCCGGUUCUUCAAUGACAGUGGCGCUUGUGAAACACUCUGUCCACCAUCGCUGAUUUACAAUAAACUCACCUUCCAGUUGGAGCCCAACCCUGACACCAAGUAUCAGUAUGGUAGCAUCUGCGUUAAAAACUGCCCUCAUAAUUUUGUUGUGGAUCAGAGCUCAUGUGUCCGGACCUGUCCUCAUCACAAAAUGGAGGUUGAAAAAAAUGGCCAGAAGAUAUGUGAGCCUUGUGAGGGACUCUGCCCAAAAGCUUGUGAAGGCACUGGACCUGGAAGCAAAUACCAAACUGUGGAUUCCAGCAAUAUUGACAACUUUAUCAACUGCACCAAAAUUCUGGGAAAUUUGGACUUCCUGAUCACUGGUCUGGAAGGAGACCCGUGGCACAAUAUAAGUGCCUUGAACCCAGAAAAACUGAACAUCUUCCGGACGGUGCAAGAGAUCACAGGGUACUUGAACAUCCAGUCAUGGCCCAAACAUAUGCAAGAUUUCAGCGUCUUCGCCAACCUGGUCACCAUUGGUGGGCGCAGCCUUUAUAACCGUGGGUUUUCCUUGCUGGUCAUGAAGAAUAUGAAUGUGACCUCUUUGCACUUCAGCUCGCUUCAGGAGAUAAGUGCUGGCAAAGUCUACAUCACGGAGAACCGACAACUUUGCUAUUACAAUACCAUCAACUGGGAACGUCUCUCACGCCGAAGUUCAGAUCUUGAUAUUAGGAGCAACAAACCUAUCAAGAAGUGCAAGCAAGAGGGGAAGCUUUGUGAUCCUCUGUGCUCCCAUGACGGCUGCUGGGGACCUGGGCCAGACAACUGUCUCACCUGCCUCAACUACAGUCGGGAUGGAACCUGCGUUGGUUCCUGCAACUUCUUUGAGGGGGAGGUUCGUGAGUUUGCAGAAGGUGGUGCCUGCUUCUCUUGCCACCCACAGUGCCAGAAGAUUGAAGGAGGCCUCACCUGCAAUGGUUUGGGUGCCGAUGCCUGCACAAUUUGCUCAGGCUACAAGGAUGGGCCACACUGUGUGGAAAGCUGCCCCAAGAAUAUCCAAGGGGAGAAAGGGCUUAUCUUCAAGUACCCUGAUGCCAACAGGGAGUGCUGGUCAUGCCAUGAGAACUGCACACAUGGGUGUGAUGGCCCAAACAUUGAAGACUGCUUCGUGGAGGAAAUGGCUGUUGUCGGGAAACCCCCAACAGUGAUUGCUGUGAUGGUUGUGGGAUGCCUUUUUGCCUUUUGCUCCUGUGUCUUGCUCACCUUCCUGUAUUGCCGUGGCAAGAAGAUUCAGAAGAAGCGGGCCAUGCGCAGAUACCUGGAAAGAGGGGAGAGUUUUGAGCCUUUGGAUCCCAGUGAGAAAGCCAAUAAAGUCCUGGCCCGAAUCUUCAAAGAGACAGAAUUAAAGAAGCUGAAAGUUAUAGGAUCGGGAGUCUUUGGAACAGUGCACAAAGGUGUCUGGAUCCCAGAAGGAGAUUCCCUCAAGAUUCCUGUCAGCAUCAAAGUUAUCCAGGAUCCAAGUGGCCGGCAGACGUUCCACGCUGUCACUGAUCACAUGUUGGCAAUAGGUAGCCUGGACCAUGCUUAUAUUGUCCGCCUCCUGGGUAUUUGUACUGGCACCCAUCUGCAACUUGUCACUCAGCUCCUGCCGCUGGGCUCACUGCUGGAGUAUGUCCGGAAAAACAAGGAUGCCAUUGGCCCCCAGGUGAUGCUCAACUGGUGUGUGCAGAUUGCCAAGGGUAUGUACUACCUGGAGGAGCACCGCAUGGUCCAUCGCAAUCUUGCUGCUCGUAAUGUUUUGGUAAAAUCCCCAAGCCAAGUACAAGUGGCAGAUUUUGGCAUUGCUGAUUUGCUUUAUCCAGAUGACAAGAAAUACUUCUACAAUGAAAUAAAGACACCAAUAAAAUGGAUGGCUUUGGAGAGCAUACAUUUUGGAAAAUACACCCACCAAAGUGAUGUAUGGAGUUAUGGAGUGACCUUAUGGGAGAUGAUGACUUUUGGGAGUGAACCUUAUGCUGGAAUCCACCUCUCAGAAGUGCCUGACCUUCUGGAGAAAGGGGAACGUCUCUCACAGCCCCAGAUUUGCACCAUUGACGUCUACAUGGUGAUGGUAAAAUGCUGGAUGAUCGAUGAGAACAUUCGCCCCACUUUCAAAGAGCUAGCCAAUGAGUUCACACGGAUGGCCCGUGACCCUCCUCGCUACCUGGUGAUUAAGAGAGAAUGUGGAACACUCCCCCACGCUGAGCCACCGCCCCUCACUGAAAAGGAGCUGGAUGAGAUGGAGACACUGGAUAUGGAGUCAGAGUUGGAAGAAGAGGAACUUAAUAACCUCUUUGUUUCCAGGCAGUGGAUUGACUCCACAAGGGCUCCAAAUCCUCUGAAUCCUUCUGCUGGGUACAUCCCAAUGAAUCAAAGCACCCUGAGUGGAAGUCGCCAGAGCACUGGUCUGGGGUCCCGGCAGACUUUGCGUAUAAGGCAGGAGUCGGUGGGUCGAACCGUAUCGGAGUCAUCAGAGGGGCGAGGCACAGCUUCAGAGUAUGACCUCACCGAGGAUUUGUCAUUGUCUGGGAGCCUAUGCCGCAGCCAACGGUCCCGUGGAGAUAGUGCCUACCUGUCUCAGCGAGAGAGCCUGAUGCUUCCAGUUGGGAGUGCUGAUGGAGAGGAAGACGUCAAUGGCUAUGUCAUGCCAGAUCGAAGUGGCAGAGAGCGUGCGGCUGGCCUUGCUGCCUCCCUGGUCCGAGGCUCCCUCCCUGUGCAUGAAGCAGAGGAAGAGUACGAGUACAUGAAUCGGCGCCCUGCAAAAUCCUCGCAGCCUCGGCCAGCCUCCUUAGAGGAGCUUGGCUAUGAGUACAUGGAUCUGGGCUCAGAACUGAGUGCAUCCCUGGGCAGUGUACCCAGCUCCCAACUAACUACGCCUUGCCGGGAUGAAGGUGAUGAAGAGGAGGAUUAUGAGUACAUGAACAAGCAACCCAAGCUCAGCAAAUCCCUGAGCAGCAUCCACAGCUCUCGAGGAGACUAUACUGAUAUGGACUCGGGCAUCACACAGGGCUCUCCAGAUGAGCAAGGCUACGAGGAAAUGGACGCCGUCUUGCCCUCGGUUCAGUGUCUUGACAGCCAGAGUCCCCCCUAUCCAAAGAAUGGGUUCAUGAACCCCCUGCGGACCCUGGAGGCCUCGGACUGUGCUUUUGACAACCCAGAUUACUGGCACAGCCGGAUGUUUAGCAAAGCCGAUGUUCAACGGACUUAGCCAAGGGUUGGCAGCUUCAUCUAUCUUUAAGGAAGAUCGCCUUAAUCAUGGCUCUUUAGCUGCCAACAACCUUACUGUGAUUUGUAGGGUGAAAGGGGGAGAAUUUCCAUAAGGCUCCUAAACCACAGGGAUGUUGACCUCAGUAGCUGCGCCCAACCAAGACAGGUCUCCCAUUGGGUUGCACAAUGGCACCUCUGUCUGGCACAGUGGUCUGGCCUAUCUGUUUCUCUGGUUCAAAUGCUCUGAUUUAGAAGGCAAAUAGGAACCACUUGGGGAGGUAGAAUCCCAACUAGUGGAAUCCACUCCACGACAAACUGCGAAGGCCUGAUCUAGUGGUAAGAUGUCCUUUUGUGUAAGGAGAGGAGAUGACUUGCUUGGUUGUGUCUAGGCACAGUGCUCUACUGAUGGAGGACAUUAUCUCUUCAGGAAACAGCUCCAGUUUCGAAAGCCAAGCCAAGUCUCCCAUGCUGACCUGCCAAAGUGCAACACCACAAUGGCACCCCAUGCUGAACCUUUGACAACAGUGGGGGCCUCUGGGGGCCUGCCACUGCCACCACCGCUUCUGUAAUGACAACCCCCUGCUCCUCCAUAGCAGGGGGGCUGACGCAUGAGCCAAGCAUGCUGAGCCUGGCUGUAAGACUGAAGGGGAGGAAGCACUCCCUUUAAAAGAAUGAUGUCCUUGUUUGCUAUGCUUGACAAUGUAUGCAAUGGAAGAGGAGAGGAUUAGCUAUUGGGGUGGAUAUUAUGAAGGAUAAUUAUGCUUUUUUUCUUUCUUUCUGAGAGCCUGACAUAACCUCAUUUAGGGAGGAAAUGUGUAUGAAUGUGAAGCUGUAAGAAAACAUAAAUUCAUAGUGUUGGAAGAGACCACAAGGGUCAUCCAUUCCAACCCCAUUCUGCCAUGCAGGAACUUGUGGGUUUUGAACUUACUUCUCAUAGUCAAAGAGGGUGGAAUCCAGAAUUCCUAGUCUCUGCCUUCAGCUCACAAACUGAUAUUCCACAGUAUUAUUAACAAGCCCUGUGCCUUACAAAUGUUCAUAUCUAGGUGGAAUACAAGACAGUGGACAGAAAUAAAUCCUGACCAUACCAGAGAUCCACAUUUCCAUCACCAGCAUGUAGAUUCUCACUAUCAGCAGCAUCUCUCCCACCUGGCAGAAGUCAUCUCUAGCACAGCAGGGAGAAAGAGUGUGUGGUCUUGCUCAGGAGAUGGGAAAAAUUUCUAUCCCACUCCAUGGAGGUGUUUCAGGACCUUUUGAAAGGCAUCAUUCUCAAUAUUGGCUUCCUCAGUGAAAGGGAAUAUAGAAUGUUUCUCAGGACAGGGGCCAUGUAAAGGAGGCGGCCUAAACUUAAUUCCCACGCCAAUAGGGGAAUACUCCAGCAGGGUUGUGCAUUACUGCUGAGUUGACUCAUGCUAUUCAGAUGGCUCCAAAGUUGCACUGUGGGCUUCAAUACUGUUUCCCCUGAAUCAGGCUGGUUUACACAAGAGUAUGACUUGGGAACACAUUUCUCCUUUCCAUCACCACCGUCUGCCCCACCUUGCCCUAAAGACCAGUCAUACUGUAUGUAACCUUGUCUUUGUUUUCACAUGUUCUCAGUUGCAUCAUACAAGGAAUAUUUACAAAAGGAGGGAAAAAUCAAAUGCAGUCAGGGAGAGAUGAAAGCUAUUAGAGAAACCCUGUCUUUGAUCUUAUAUCUUGGUGUCUUGUUUGAGUUCUGUGCAAAAUCCUUUCUGCAGUGUGUUUUAAAGAAGUCAAAACAUAGUUAAGGGGAGAAAAAUAACCUAGAUUAGUGAGGUCCCCUGUGUUGGUCUCCAGAAGUUCUUCUAACCUGGAAAUAUGUGACUUGGAGAAGUUUUGAAAAUAUGUGAUGCUACUUGUGUAAUUAACAGGCUGGUGAAUCGACCCCCUCCCCCACCCCACAAAUUCCUCAUCCUCUCCAGUCCAAAGAGAGGAAAAGAGUAGGUGACAUAAAAAAGGAGCUCCAUUAUUUCCCGAGCCAUUUUGGAUCCCAGUAUUUCAGAUUUUAUUAACUGAACUGAGAGAAGCAGGCUCUUUGGGUGUGUGGAUGAACGACGUUUGAACAAUGCUCAGAUGACUGAGGCUGUAUCUACACUGACCAUUUAAUGUAGUUCACAGCUAACUUCCAACUGCAGUAGUCAGACAAGAAAUUCAUACAAAAGCAAGCCCUGAAAGUGCAUCAGUGGUUUAUAGCAUCACCAUCUGGGCUUCAGAACUGGUCCAAGGAUUUUCGAUGUAAUCAUCUGCACGGUGAAACCACUUUUUUCAAUACUGGUUUGAAACUGCAUUAAAUGGUUAGUGUAGACAAGGUGUGAAUGGAUUCUGAAGGAGAGCUUUCAUUUUAUUUGACUUGGAAGAUAUAUACACACACACACACACACACACACACACACCUACCUCCUAGCCCAGUGUGGGAAACAGGGAGUUGAUAAAUUAGCUCCUUGUCCAGAUUGGAAUUCUGCAGGGUGUGGCGAAAUCUUGACAAAGUUGAAAAGCAAGUAGAGCUACCUGCCUUGCGCCAACAAGACUGGCACCUGAGCUGCAUACAAGGGGUUGGCUAAGAUUGGGAAGAGUGCUAGAGACGCUAUUAGAUUGCCCUCUACAGGAAAAAGAAGUUAUAAAAUAUUGCCAAAGUUUGGGCUUAUUAAUUAAGUGGAAUCUUUUAGGGGAGAAGGAGAUAAGAAAUUCGUCUCCUUCCCCCCUCCCCCGGCCUCACCUCCCCAAGCAUAAAUUAUUUCAGGUUUUUCUUUAUCUUACUGUCAUAUUGUGGGACACAUCAAGUUGAAAAAAAAUAGUGGAGUAGUAAAUAACCAUAGUAGUCAGUCAGUGGUUUGAGUAGUGAAUGUGAGCAGUUCACAUCAUGACAAGCCAGGGGAGGAGACAUCCUGGCUCAGUGCUGAAAUCAUGGUGUAGUCUGAUAAGUCUAAGGGUGCAGUCUGAUGCACAUACCUGGUAGCAAACCACAUGAACAGAGUGGGAGUUUCUGCUGAGUAAAAAAGCACAAUAGGGCUGCACCAUCAGGUUCUACCAGUACAACAAGAAUUGUUUCUUUCCCAAGCAAUUGCUCCCAGUAUCCCUACCUUCCUUUCAUUUUGACCAACCAGCCAAAAGAUCCUUCUUAGCUGGAGGGGAAACACUGUGUUGAGGAACAUACAACAAAUUAGCUUGGCCAUAGUUUUCCAAGAGUAGUUAAACGUUAACAAAAGCAACAGAACCAUGCCUUACAUUUUAGCCAUUUUUAACUGGAUUUUGGAUAUACUAAACUACUAUGGGACAAUGUACGCUGUUGUCUCAGUACUUCUGCCUCCAUUGUACUUGCACAAGGCAUGCAUAAAAUACUAUUGAAAACUUUAGGCAUCUUUCAGAGAAAGUUAAGUGUGCAAAAACUUGGCAUUUAAACUUAGGCAAGCCUCCCCCCUCCCUUUCUUUUGUACUUGCAUACAGAGUCAUUGUACCUGUUACUGUCCAUCUUUUGCUUUGGGAUAGUAGAGUUGCCAAUCAUUUGGGGGGGGGGGGAAUAACCAUG
This is a messenger RNA of Anolis sagrei ordinatus, 7770 nucleotides long. RefSeq names its product erb-b2 receptor tyrosine kinase 3 (gene ERBB3). Gene Ontology annotation, molecular function: ATP binding; neuregulin binding; protein tyrosine kinase activity. Gene Ontology annotation, cellular component: basal plasma membrane; signaling receptor complex; plasma membrane. Lineage: Eukaryota; Metazoa; Chordata; Lepidosauria; Squamata; Anolidae. The record is from RefSeq and is a predicted model, not a curated record. Gene Ontology annotation, biological process: negative regulation of apoptotic process; protein phosphorylation; neurogenesis.